GAGGGAGGGAGCGGCCGCUUGUGUCUGUGUGAGGGAGGGAGGGAGCGGCCGCUUGUGUCUGUGUGUCUGUGUGAGGGAUGGGAGAGGCCGCUUGUGUCUGUGUGAGGGAAGGAGCGGGGGAGCGGCACGCUUGUGUCUGUGUGAGGGAGGGAGGGAGGGAGCGGCCGCUUGUGUCUGUGUGAGGGAGGGAGGGAGGGAGCGGCCGCUUGUGUCUGUGAGGGAGGGAGAGGCCUGCAGAGAAAACCUCUGGUGGGAAGUGAUGUUUUGUGAAAAAGUGGUGGAGCUGAUCCGGGAGCUGCAGCGCGCUACGGAUGGACAACUGCCUCCAUUCAAUGAGGAUGGUAUCAGAGAAGUCCUUGAAGAGAUGAAGGCCUUAUACGAACAGAACCAAAGCGAUGUAAACGAGGCUAAAUCAGAAGAAAAGACUGACUUAAUCCCAACGAUAAAGUUUCGUCACUGCUGCUUGCUGAGGAACAAACGCUGCGUUUUAGCAUACCUGUAUGACCGUAUGCUACGGAUUCGAUCCUUGAGGUGGGAAUAUGGAAGUGUCCUGCCAUCAGAAAUCCGGUUCCAUUUUGCUCCUGAAGAGACAGAGUGGUUCAAUCAGUAUAAAAAGUCACUGGCCACUUAUAUGAGAGCCAUCGGAGGAGAUGAAGGGUUGGAUAUAACUCAAGAUAUGAAACCACCAAAAAGUCUAUUCAUUGAGGUGCGGUGUUUGAAAGAUUAUGGUGAGUUUGAGAUCGAUGAUGGUACAACAGUCCUCCUGAAGAAAAACAGCCAGCACUUUAUGCCCAGGUGGAAGUGUGAACAGUUAAUCCGUCAUGGAAUCCUGGAACACGUGUUAUCCUGAGAACAUAAGCUGGAAGACCGCGUGCCACUAGACUGUUCAACGUUGCUUUGGCUUGUAUUGCCUUGCCUUAUUAAAAUAUUCAGCUAGGAUCAAA
Molecule: messenger RNA, 944 nt
Organism: Amblyraja radiata (thorny skate)
Lineage: Eukaryota; Metazoa; Chordata; Chondrichthyes; Rajiformes; Rajidae
Gene: gins1
Product: GINS complex subunit 1 (Psf1 homolog)
Exons: 8
Coding region: 260-850 (196 amino acids)
Biological process (GO): DNA strand elongation involved in mitotic DNA replication; DNA replication
Cellular component (GO): GINS complex
Source: RefSeq, a predicted model, not a curated record